Molecule: messenger RNA, 1554 nt
Organism: Macroventuria anomochaeta
Lineage: Eukaryota; Fungi; Ascomycota; Dothideomycetes; Pleosporales; Didymellaceae
Product: FAD/NAD(P)-binding domain-containing protein
Exons: 1
Coding region: 183-1514 (443 amino acids)
Biological process (GO): secondary metabolite biosynthetic process
Molecular function (GO): monooxygenase activity; FAD binding
Source: RefSeq, a predicted model, not a curated record
UGAAGUCGUCGUAGAGAUAUAGAAGUCAUUGAAUGCCUGUUCUGAGUCAAAUUGAACAUAUCAACAAUUUUCAAGCGCUCCACAACUGUAACGACCCGCCUUAAGCUUCAACCUUCCCCGCCAAAGCUUGGAACGAAGCUCCGAAUAUCAACACCAAACCCACCAGACAAUAGUAGGGCCAAAUGGCAGAGAAUCUGAGGAUAGCAAUCAUUGGCGCAGGCAUGGGCGGCCUUGCCACAGCCCUCUCCCUUGCAAAAGCCGGCCACAAGAACAUUACAGUCUACGAGCACGCCUCAACCCUCGGCUUCGUAGGCGCAGGCAUUCAGCUGGCACCCAACAUGGCCACCAUCCUCGACAACUUGGGUGUCUGGAAACAAAUCGCCGCCGAAGCCGUCCAAUGCGCAAACACAUCCAUCCGCGAAGGCGCCUCUGACAAAGAACUCGGCUACGUCGACCUAGGCUAUGUCAAGGAGAAGUACGGAUACCCACACAUGGUCGGCCACCGCGCAUCGCUCGCAGGCGGACUAUACGAAGGCUGCCAGAAAGAGAGCGGUGUUACAUUCAAGUUCAGCAACACCAUCACAGACGCCCGUUUCGGCGCAAAACCCACUUUCAAGGUCACAAACAACAAAACCGGCGAGACAGAGUCCGUAGAAUGCGACAUCCUGCUCGGCUGCGACGGCGUCAAGAGCAACACACGCGUCGCCAUGUUGAAAGAGCUCGGCGAGACAGCGACGGUCAAGGACUCAGGCCAGGCAGCGUACCGUAUCAUGCUGACGCGCGAGCAAAUGUCGCCCUACCCCGAGCUUCUCAAGCUCAUUGACAGCGACACGGUGACGCGCUGGAUUGGCGAGAAGAAACACAUCAUCGCCUACUCGAUUCACAAGAAGCAAAUUUACAACCUGUCCACUGCACAGCCAGACGUUAACUUUGCUGGUGCGCCGGAUGCGCAGUACACGACGAAGGGUAGCAAGAGCGCGAUGUUGGAUGUAUACAAGGAUUUCUGCCCGAUGAUUCAGGACAUGCUGAAUCUGGUACCAGAGGGCGAGGUUGUGGAGUGGAAGUUGAGAGUCCACGAUCCGCUCCCGACGUGGGUUAGUGGUAGUAUGGCGCUGGUAGGUGAUGCGUGCCAUCCUACGCUGCCGCACAUGGCGCAAGGUGCGGCGCAGGCGAUUGAAGACGGUGCUGUGCUUGGUGUUGUGCUUGCACCCUCAAGGCUUGGGGAAGCAAGCCCAGAGACCAUCAACAAGGCGCUGAAGUUGUAUGAGAAGCUGAGGAAGCCAAGGGCAGAGGCACUUGUCGAGCUCGCUGCCGAGAGCGGGCGGAACAUGCAUCUUGGUGCUGGUAAAGCGAAGGAGGAGCGAGACAAGCAGUUUGCCGCACUCAAGUUGGGGGGUGGCAAGGUUCCCGACAAGUGGGCGGAUGCAGAUGUCCAGGCCAUGGUCUACGGGACUAAUGUGGUCAAGCAGGCUGAAGUGCUGUGUCAGGAGGAAGGCCUAGUGGCGAAGCUAUAAGCGAUCUGUUGACAGAGGGUUGGAGUUGUAUAUAUCAUAU